UGAAAGUUCAUCUAAGAACACACACUGGCGAUAAGCCUUACAAAUGCCAACAGUGUAGUUAUACCUGUGCCCAAAAAGGACUUAUGAAACGUCAUAUAAGAAAACACACUGGCGACAAGCCUUACAAAUGCGAGCACUGUAGUUAUACUAGCAGCGAUAGUGGUAAUUUGAAGGUUCAUGUAAGAAAACACACUGGCGUAAAACCUUACAAGUGCAAGUACUGUAGUUAUGCAUGUGUAAAAAAAGCAAUAUUGAAUGUUCAUGUAAGAACACACACUGGCGACAAGCCUUACAAAUGCCACCAGUGUAGUUAUGCUAGCAGUCAUAAAAGUUGUUUGAAGGUUCAUCUAAGAAAACACACUGGUGAAAAACCUUACAAAUGUGAACUAUGUAGUUAUGCUAGCAGCCAUAAAAGUCAAUUGAAGCUUCAUAUAAAAAGACACACUGGCGACAAGCCUUACAAAUGUGAUCAUUGUAGUUAUGCUAGCAGUCAUAAAAAAUGUUUGAAGGCUCAUCUAGAAAGACACAUUGGCCAGAAGCCUCACAAAUGCCACCAGUGUAGUUAUGCUAGUAGCAAUAAAAGUAAUUUGCAAGUUCAUCUAAGAAAACACACUGGUGAAAAACCUUACAAAUGUGAGCUAUGUAGUUAUGCUAGCAGCCAUAUAAGUCAUUUGAAGGCUCAUCUAAAAACACACACUGGUGAAAAACCUUACAAAUGUGAGCAGUGUAGUUAUGCUAGCAUCCAGAAAGGUCAAUUGAAAGUUCAUCUAAAAACACACACUGGUGAAAAACCUUACAAAUGUGAGCAGUGUAGUUAUGCUAGCAUCCAGAAAGGUCAAUUGAAAGUUCAUCUAAGAACACACACUGGCGACAAGCCUUACAAAUGCCACCAGUGUAGUUAUGCUAGCAGUUAUAAAAGUUAUUUGAAGGUUCAUUUAAAAAGACACACUGGUGAAAAACUUUACAAAUGUGAGCAGUGUAGUUAUUCUAGCAUCCAGAAAGGUCAAUUGAAAGUUCAUCUAAAAACACACACUGAUGAAAAACCUUACAAAUGCCACCAGUGUAGUUAUGCUAGCAGCCAUAAAAGUCAUUUGAAGGCUCAUCUAAAAAGACACACUGGUGAAAAACUUUACAAAUGUGAGCAGUGUAGUUUUGCUAGUACCCACAAAGGAAAUUUGAAUGCUCAUGUAAGGACACACACUGGUCACAAGCCUUACAAAUGUGAACAGUGUAGUUAUGCUAGCCGUACUAAAGGUUCUUUGAAGGUUCAUCUAAGUAGAAUCCAUUUAAAGAAACACACUGGAGAGAAACAAUACAAAUGUGGUCACUGCAGCUAUGCUAGUGAUGACAGAGAUGUUGUACGAAAACAUGAAAUUAUACACGAUGAUGAAAAGCGUCACACUGGAGAGAAACAAUACAAAUGUGGUCACUGCAGCUAUGCUAGUGAUGACAAAGAUGCUGUACGAAAACAUGAAAUUAUACACGAUGAUGAAAAGCGUCACACUGGCGAAAAACAAUACAAAUGUGGUCAUUGCAGCUAUGCUAGUGAUGACAAAGAUGCUGUACGAAAACAUGAAAUUAUACACGAUGAUGAAAAGCGUCACACUGGAGAAGAACAAUACAAAUGUGGUCACUGCAGCUAUGCUAGUGAUGACAAAGGUGCUGUACGAAAACAUGAAAUCAUACACGAUGAUGAAAAGCGUCACACUGGAGAAAAACAAUACAAACGUGGUCACUGCAGCUAUGCUAGUGAUGACAAAGGUGCUGUACGAAAACAUGAAAUCAUACACGAUGAUGAAAAGCGUCACAAAUGUGGCCAGUGUAAUUAUGCUACUAUUUAUAAAAUAAAUUUACAGAUACAUAAAUGCAAACAUUCCGAUGAGAUUCUUUACAAGAGACGCACAGAUCUCGAAGGGCAGCACAAAGAGUUAAAGUAUGGUGGAGCAGCGGCCAGCAGCAGGCGGCCCUCGCUCGCCGCGCACGGCGACGCGCGUGACGCCGCGCACGACCACACUUACAGCGCCGCUCCACCAGGCCUCGAGAGCGGCCUCGACGUGUCGGACGCGGAGAACAAGAGAAAGACAGACGAAGAAACGACCUUGACGAUGGAGUCGUCUGCUGUCGUCGCUGAGAGUAGCUGCGUGAAGGCUGAGCCCUGUGAGGAUGUAUGUAUAAAAGAAGAGACCACAUUCGAGACAGUCUCUGUGAAAACGGAGCCCUGUGAGGAUGUGUGUAUAAAAGAAGAGACCACGUUCGAGGGAGUGUCUGUGAAAGCUGAGCCUUUGGACGAUGUGUGUGUAAAAGACGAGUCGGCCGGCGUGAGCGCGGCGGCGGCGCUGUACACCUAUCACGUCAAGAAAGAUGAGCUCGUGCUCGGCCCCGUGCUGGUGGAGCGGCGCGGCGUGCGACCACCAACAGGUCAGGAUUCUAUUAAAGGGCAAACUCCAAGGAUGAAAUCAAGUGACAGAGAAAUAUACCUAUACAAAUGUGCCCAGUUUAGUUAUGCUAGCAGCAAUAUAGGACAUUUGAAAGUACAUGUAAGAAAACACACUGGUGACAAGCCUUUCAAAUGUGCCCAGUGUAGUUAUGCUAGCAGCCAUAAAGGUCAUUUGCAAGUUCAUGUAAGAAAACACACUGGCGACAAGCCUUACAAAUGUGAUCUGUGUAGUUAUGCUAGCAGCCAGAAAAGUUAUUUAAAUGUUCAUGUAAGAACACAUACUGGCGACAAGCCUUACAAAUGUGCGCAGUGUAGUUAUGCUAGCAGCCAUAGAGGACAUUUGCAAGUUCAUGUAAGAAAACACACUGGCGAGGAGCCAUACAAAUGUGAACACUGUAGUUAUGCUAGCAGCCACAAAGGUAAUUUGCAAGUUCAUCUAAGAAAACACACUGGUGAAAAACCUUACAAAUGUGAGCUAUGUAGUUAUGCUAGCAGCCAUAAAAGUCAUUUGAAGGUUCAUCUAAAAAGACACACUGGCGACAAACCUUACAAAUGUGAACAUUGUAGUUAUGCUAGCAGUAGUAAAUGUACUUUGAAGGUUCAUCUAAGAAAUCACACUGGUCAAAAACCUUACAAAUGUGAACAAUGUAGUUAUGCUAGCAGCCAGAAAGGUGCUUUGAAGAUUCAUCUAAGAAAACACACUGGUGAAAAACCUGACAAGCCUUACAAAUGUGAACAAUGUAGUUACGCUAGCAGUCGCAGUGAUCAAUUACGAGUCCAUGUAAAGCAACAUAAUGGAGAGAAGAGAGAAGCUAACAAGACUAUGGAAGAGUUAAAGUAUGCUGGAGCAGCGGCCAGCAGCAGGCGGCCCUCGCUCGCCGCGCACGGCGACGCGCGUGACGCCGCGCACGACCACACUUACAAUGCUACUCCACCAGAUUAG
Molecule: messenger RNA, 3380 nt
Organism: Cydia fagiglandana
Lineage: Eukaryota; Metazoa; Arthropoda; Insecta; Lepidoptera; Tortricidae
Product: zinc finger protein 709-like
Exons: 6
Coding region: 84-3380 (1098 amino acids)
Biological process (GO): regulation of transcription by RNA polymerase II
Molecular function (GO): DNA-binding transcription factor activity, RNA polymerase II-specific; RNA polymerase II cis-regulatory region sequence-specific DNA binding
Source: RefSeq, a predicted model, not a curated record